Didymosphaeria variabile is the source of this 1764-nucleotide messenger RNA. RefSeq lists its product as uncharacterized. Gene Ontology annotation, biological process: transmembrane transport. The transcript is spliced from 6 exons. The record is from RefSeq and is a predicted model, not a curated record. Gene Ontology annotation, molecular function: transmembrane transporter activity. Bases 1 to 1764 code for a protein of 587 amino acids. Lineage: Eukaryota; Fungi; Ascomycota; Dothideomycetes; Pleosporales; Didymosphaeriaceae.
AUGGAUGAAAGAAGCCGCACCGAGAAACAAGCAACACAAGAACUGCCUACUGCAGCUCCCCCGCAACCCGCUGUAACGACGCAAACACGAAGUCCUACGAUAAAGCUUCCACCAGACACACCACAAGUUGAAGAUGAGCCACCAUCCACCUUUAAGCAGCCGGAAGCGCAUAUCCCCAAUUGGAGGCUCAUCUCUCUUUAUGUCAGCAUAUGUUUUGGCCUGUUCCUUGCUUUCCUGGACACAUCAAUCGUCGCGACUGCCCUAUAUACAAUCGGAGUAGAGUUUCAAUCGCUCUCCAAGAUCAACUGGGUUGCGUUGGCUUAUACGCUGGCCUAUUUGGGAUGCACUGCCAUCUUCGCCUCCUUAUCCGAUGUGUUCGGUCGCCGCAACACCUACAUCGCUGCUUCAACACUAUUCAUUGCCUUCUCCCUCGGGUGCGGUUGGGCUAAGGAUCUCAACCAGCUUAUUGCGUUCCGUGCGCUACAAGGCGUAGGCGGAAGCGGCCUGUACAGCAUUGGAUUCGUCAUUCUAGCGGAGAUUAGCAGCGUAAAGAUGCUACGAUUGAUCGGCGCCCUUGCAGGGGGGGUUAUCGCUAUGAGUGGAGUCCUGGGUCCCGUCCUCGGUGGGAUUAUUACCAACUACACCACAUGGCGCUGGAUAUUCUGGAUAAACGCACCUAUAGGCAUAUUGCCAAUUAUCCUAUUCGCUCUUGCGUGGCCGAACCAGAAGCAACUGCCUCCAGCAGAGCGCCGCCCGUUUCGCCAGAUGGAUUUCUUGGGCUUCUUUUUACUGAUCGCAGCAAGUGUACCCUUCGUGUUCGCUUUCCAAGAAGCCGGUAUCCACGUUGUCUCAAAUGCAAAUGUAUGGAAAACCGCUAUUUUUGUAGCGCCACUUAUUGUGGGCAUCAUCUGCUGGAUUGCUCUCUUUGGGUGGGAGUACAUUAUCUCGGUUCGCUGGUCAGCCUCUAUCAACGCCUUCCUCCCAAUACGACUUGCGAAAAGGAGGGUGUACAUGUCCGCUGUCGCUGCAACUAUGUUGUCAGGCUUCCCUUACUUUGUGGUCAUCUACUCACUACCAACUCACUUUCAGGUCGUCAAUGACCAUAGUGCACUUGCGUCGGGAAUCGCGCUUCUCCCUUUGCUUGGUUCCUCGGCCAUUGGCUCGACCAUUGCCGGUGCUGUCUCCAGCAAGAAGAACAACACCUUUCCGGUUAUGAUCACAGGCGCAGUGCUGAUGGUCAUUGGAACUGCCACUCUGUCCACGCUCGGCAUUGAAACACAGGCGAAAGCUUAUGGUCUGCAAGUCUUCGUCGGACUCGGGUUUGGCUUGACUAUUGCCACAUCCAGCAUGAUAGCUGGUACGGAAAGCGAGAUUAGAGAUAAUGCUGUCGCUCAAGGCAUCAUGGCGCAGGUGCGGGUAUUUGCUAGAAGAAGGCCGCAAGCACAAGAGACAGGUUCGAAAAUAGCGGACCCAGCCCUCCUGCACACCGUUCUCGGUGAGCGACUGGGUGUCGAUGGACGCGACCAAGUCUACCGAAUUCAUAAUUUCGACAGUCGUGUCCACUUGGAUUUCCUCCGUCUUCCUCAAGCGGUUCUCCCAUUUUAUAUCCAGCACUUUGACCUCAUACCGUUUCCGCCAGACCUUCUCACGAUCGACAAGCUUAAUCUGGUCUUGAAUCAAUUCGUUGGUGACGACCCGCUUCUGGCUAUGUGCGAGCUGAACCAGGAGAAGAUGGGUGGCCUCCCCGUGUUUUGUCGUAAGUAA